AUGAUAACUCACCCGCAAUCCCACCGCAACGACCCCACUGCUGCGCCCGCCCUCGCCAAAAUCACCAAGAACUCGACCGCGCCGCCCGCCCCCGCCGGCGCGCCGGCUGCCUCCCAGGCAUCCCCACAACAAGCAGCGGCUCAAAUCCCAGGCCAACAGCAACAAGGAGGCGGUGAUGCAGGACAGACACCUGGAGCUGGAGGGACGGCCGCCGACCCGAAUCUGCCGCCCGCGCCAGAUUCACCGCGGACGUUUGCUAGUCGGCAGCGGGAAUUGGCGAGGGAUUUGGUGAUCAAAGAGCAGCAGAUUGAGUAUUUGAUCUCGGUUCUUCCAGGAAUUGACUCGUCGGAGGCGGAACAGGAGAGGAAGAUUAGGGAGUUGGAGAAGGAACUGCGGAGUGCCGAGGAGGACAGGGAACAGAGAGUUCGGGAAUUGAGGAAGUUGCGAAAGAAGCUGGAGAAUGUUUUGGGAGGUAUUGAGGUGGGGAUUUAUGGGGAUCGUGGAGUCGUGGCGUCUAGCAGGUGA
Molecule: messenger RNA, 525 nt
Organism: Aspergillus nomiae NRRL 13137
Lineage: Eukaryota; Fungi; Ascomycota; Eurotiomycetes; Eurotiales; Aspergillaceae
Product: med21 domain-containing protein
Exons: 1
Coding region: 1-525 (174 amino acids)
Biological process (GO): regulation of transcription by RNA polymerase II
Cellular component (GO): mediator complex
Molecular function (GO): transcription coregulator activity
Source: RefSeq, a predicted model, not a curated record